UCCUCCUCUUCAGUUUUCCUUCCCACUCAACAAACAAACAAACAAACCAGCGUUAACGUAACGAGAAGCCGUUCAUUUCCAUUCCCAGGCCUACAACAAACAUCUUCCUCCCCUGUUUUUGAAUGCCAUUCUCAUUUAAUUUCUCUUCUCAUCAAUUCCCGUAUCCAUUUUUUUUUCUCUUCUUUUCUUUUUUCACCUUGAUUCCAAUCUAGAUCUCCGUGUUUGGCCUCAAAUUCCAUGAGUAACUACGACACCAACUCCAACCCCUUCGCCGAAGAAGAUGUCAAUCCCUUCGCCGCCAACGCAGGAAGCGUUCCCCCUGCAACCUCAAAGCUUAAACCCCUUCCUCCUGAGCCUUAUGAUCGUGGAGCAACUAUUGACAUUCCUCUUGAUACCUCAAAGGACAUCAAGGCAAAGGAGAAAGAACUUCAAGCCAGAGAAGCUGAGUUGAAAAGAAGGGAACAGGAGCUAAAGCGAAAGGAAGAUGCUAUAGCACGAGCUGGAAUAGUUAUAGAGGAAAAGAAUUGGCCUCCUUUUUUCCCCAUCAUUCAUCAUGAUAUUGCAAAAGAAAUACCAUUGCAUCUUCAAAGGAUCCAGUAUGUUGCGUUUACAACAUGGUUAGGCUUUAUCAUAUGUCUUGUAUGGAAUAUUGUGGCUGUUACUAUGGCUUGGAUCAAAGGAGAAGGUACGUCAAUAUGGUUUCUUGCUAUCAUAUACUUCAUUGCUGGUGCCCCUGGAUCCUAUGUGAUAUGGUAUCGCCCUCUUUAUCGUGCUAUGAGGACAGACAGUGCUCUAAAGUUUGGCUGGUUCUUCCUGUGUUACAUUUGGCAUGUUGCGUUCUGCAUUUUUGCUGCAGUUGCUCCUCCAAUUAUCUUCAAAGGAAAAUCUCUAACAGGUAUACUACCUGCGCUUGAGGUGUUGACCUACAAUGUAUUGGUUGGGGUAUUCUACUUAAUUGGGUUUGGUUUUUUCACGAUAGAAUCACUCUUAAGCAUCUGGGUUAUGCAGCAAGUAUACAUGUACUUUCGCGGCAGUGGGAAGGCUGCAGAGAUGAAGCGCGCGGCUGCGAGAGGGACCAUGAUGGCAGCUAUGUGAUAGGCAGGGAGGGCGACUAAAUGAGGAAAUUGGCACCAGCAAAUGUGUUCCUGAUGAUUUUCCAGUUCCUUGCACCCUUUCUGUUUGGAUGUUUAUUCCCUAGGUUUUGGCCUAGGAAUUGAGUCACACUAAAAGGUUAACAUAGAAAUUGUAGUUGUGCAUAGAUAGGCUAACAUUGUCUCAGACUGAGAUGCUCCCUUGAUGUAUGACUUGUUACAGAGAAUAUUGUCUAUAUUUGAUAUUAACAAUAUGGUUUGUAAAAUAUUUUUCGGGCUAAAAAAAGAAUCAGUUAUAAUUUUUGAAGAA
Lotus japonicus is the source of this 1401-nucleotide messenger RNA. Its product is annotated as secretory carrier-associated membrane protein 1-like. Gene Ontology annotation, biological process: protein transport. The transcript is spliced from 12 exons. The coding region runs from base 238 to 1095 and encodes 285 amino acids. Lineage: Eukaryota; Viridiplantae; Streptophyta; Magnoliopsida; Fabales; Fabaceae. Gene Ontology annotation, cellular component: trans-Golgi network membrane; recycling endosome membrane. The record is from RefSeq and is a predicted model, not a curated record.